GGUUGCCGGGCGGGGGAGGGCUCGUCCGGUUUUUCUCCGGGGACGUUGAAAUUAUUUUUGUAACGGGAGUCGGGAGAGGACGGGGCGUGCCCCGACGUGCCCGCGUCCUCCCGCCCCGGCCCGCCUCCACUGUUCCCGGGCUUCUGCCCCGCGGGAGGGUCAUGCCGCCCAAAAUCCCCCGCAGAGCAGCCGCCGCCGCCGCGGAACCCCCCGCGCCGCCGCCCCUUCCUGAGGAGGAUCCCGAGCAGGACAGUGGCCCUGAGGACCUGCCCCUGGCCAGGCUUGGGUUUGAAGAAACUGAAGAACCUGAUUUUACUUCAUUGUGUCAGAAAUUAAAACUACCAGAUCAAGUCAGAGAAAGAGCUUGGUUAACUUGGGAGAAAGUUUCAUCUGUGGAUGGAGUAUUGGAAGAUUAUAUUCAGAAGAAAAAAGAACUAUGGGGAGUCUGUAUCUUUAUUGCAGCAAUUGACCUAGAUGAGAUGCCAUUCACUUUUACUGAGCUACAGAGAAACAUAGAAACCAGUGUCUAUAAAUUCUUUGACUUAAUAAAAGAAAUUGAUACCAGUACCAAAGUUGAUAAUGCUAUGUCACGACUGGUGAAGAAGUAUGAUGUGUUACGUGUGCUCUACAGCAAGCUAGAAAGGACAUGUGAACUUAUAUAUUUGAUACAACCCAGCAGUUCGAUAUCUACUGACAUAAAUUCUAUGUUGGUGCUAAAAGUUUCUUGGAUCACAUUUUUACUAGCUAAAGGAGAAAUAUUACAAAUGGAAGAUGAUCUGGUGAUCUCAUUUCAGUUAAUGCUGUGUGUCCUUGACUAUUUUAUAAAACUCUCACCACCUUCUUUGCUCAAAGAACCAUAUAAAACAGCUGUAAUACCUAUUAAUGGGUCACCUCGAACACCAAGGCGAGGUCAGAACAGGAGUGCACGGAUAGCAAAACAACUAGAAAAUGAUACAAGAAUUAUUGAAGUUCUCUGUAAAGAACAUGAGUGUAAUAUAGAUGAGGUGAAAAAUGUUUAUUUCAAAAAUUUUAUACCUUUUAUGAAUUCUCUUGGAAUUGUAACUUCUAAUGGACUUCCAGAGGUGGAAAUUCUCUCUAAACAAUAUGAAGAGAUAUACCUUAAAAACAAAGAUCUAGAUGCAAGGUUAUUUCUGGAUCAUGAUAAAACUCUUCAGACUGAUCCUACAGACAGUUUUGAAAUGCAGAGAACACCACGAAAAAGUAACCCUGAUGAAGAGGUGAAUAUGAUUCUUCCACACACUCCAGUUAGGACUGUUAUGAAUACUAUCCAACAAUUAAUGAUGAUCUUAAAUUCAGCAAGUGAUCAACCAUCAGAAAAUCUGAUUUCUUAUUUUAAUAACUGCACAGUGAAUCCAAAGGAAAGUAUCUUGAAAAGAGUGAAGGAUAUUGGGUAUAUCUUUAAAGAGAAAUUUGCUAAAGCUGUGGGACAGGGAUGUAUGGAAAUUGGAUCACAGCGAUACAAACUUGGAGUCCGAUUAUAUUAUCGAGUAAUGGAAUCCAUGCUUAAAUCAGAAGAAGAACGAUUAUCCAUUCAAAAUUUUAGCAAACUCCUGAAUGACAACAUCUUUCAUAUGUCUUUGCUGGGAUGCGCUCUUGAGGUUGUAAUGGCUACAUAUAGCAGAAGUACAUCUCAGAAUCUUGAUACUGGAACAGAUUUGUCCUUCCCAUGGAUUCUGAAUGUACUUAACUUAAAAGCCUUUGAUUUUUACAAAGUGAUUGAAAGUUUUAUCAAAGCAGAAGCCAACUUGACCAGAGAAAUGAUAAAACAUUUAGAACGAUGUGAACAUCGAAUCAUGGAAUCCCUUGCAUGGCUCUCAGAUUCGCCUUUAUUUGAUCUUAUUAAACAAGCAAAGGACCGAGAAGGACCAGCUGAUCACCUUGAAUCUGCUUGUACUCUCAACCUUCCUUUACAGAAUAAUCACACUGCAGCAGAUAUAUCCCCAAAGAAAAAAGGGUCAACUACUCAUGUAAAUUCCACUGCAAAUGCAGAGGCACAAGCAACUUCACCCUUCCAGAACCAGAAGCCAUCAAAAUCUACCUCCCUUUCACUCUUUUACAAAAAAGUGUACCGACUAGCAUAUCUUCGACUAAAUACCCUAUGUGCACGCCUUCUGUCUGACCACCCAGAACUAGAACACGUUAUCUGGACCCUUUUCCAGCAUACACUGCAAAAUGAGUAUGAACUCAUGAGAGAUAGGCAUUUGGACCAGAUCAUGAUGUGUUCCAUGUAUGGCAUAUGCAAAGUGAAGAAUAUAGACCUUAAAUUCAAAAUCAUUGUAACAGCAUACAAGGAUCUUACUCAUGCUGUUCAGGAGACAUUCAAACGUGUUUUGAUCAGAGAAGAGGAAUACGAUUCCAUUAUAGUAUUCUAUAACUCUGUCUUCAUGCAAAAACUGAAAACAAAUAUUUUGCAGUAUGCUUCCACCAGGCCCCCUACCUUGUCACCAGUACCUCACAUUCCUCGAAGUCCUUACAAGUUUUCUAGUUCACCUCUACGAAUUCCUGGGGGAAACAUCUAUAUAUCACCCCUAAAGAAUCCAUAUAAAAUUUCAGAAGGUCUGCCAACACCAACAAAAAUGACUCCAAGAUCAAGAAUCUUAGUAUCAAUUGGUGAAUCAUUUGGAACUUCCGAGAAGUUCCAGAAAAUAAAUCAGAUGGUGUGUAACAGUGAUCGUGUGCUCAAAAGAAGUGCUGAAGGAAGCAAUCCUCCUAAACCACUGAAAAAACUACGCUUUGAUAUUGAAGGAUCAGAUGAAGCAGAUGGAAGUAAACACCUCCCAGGAGAGUCCAAAUUUCAGCAGAAACUAGCAGAAAUGACAUCUACUCGAACACGAAUGCAGAAGCAGAAAAUGAAUGAUAGUAUGGAUACUUCAAACAGGGAAGAAAAGUGAAGAUCUCGUGACCUUGGUGGGCACCGUGUCCACCUCUGGCCUCAUUGUCUCUGACAGAUCUGUGUAACUCCCAGGUUCUAUUUACAGCCACAUUUAAUACAUAUCUCCAUUUUCUUUUGUGAAUAUAAAGUGUGCAGAUGCAGGUUGAGUAUUUGUGCAGGCAGUUCCUAAGCUACUUGUAAUGUUGUAGUCAGUAGAAUAUGCAGUUACUGUACAAGAUUAAAAAUCUUGUGUAAAUCCUGCCAUUUAAAAGUUGAAGCAGAUAUUUCCAUUUCCAAAGCAUAAUUGAGCAAUGGUGAGGAUGCUGGGAGUGGAAGCCUUAACAACUCAUGCCUAUCUGAAUACUUUGUCUUCUCUUGGGGCAUAUAUCUGAUGUUUGCUAUUAUUUUUAUUAAUUUAUAUUUAUUAUUUUUUUAAUUUAACAUGAACACCCUUAGAAUAUGUCUUCCAAAUGCAAUUUGGCUGACUGCCCCCCAUGCACCCAAAUGAUUCCAAACUCUUGUGCUAAAACAGAUAUUAGAAACUAGAAAAAAAUUACCAAUUUUUACACACUAGAUUUUAGUUUACUAAUGGAAUCUGAUGUACUAUAUGCUUGUUUUAUAAAUUUUAGCUUUUAAAUACAAGCAGAAAGCAAAGUAUAAACAUGAUAUUGUCAUACUACUGAUACAGAUUUCAUACCUCAGGACUUCUAAGAAUUCUUUUCUUCAUCCAACUCAUGCUUUAAAAUGAAGAUUAUUAAUAGUACUCUUGGUUUUUAUACCAUUCAGAUCACUGAAUUCAUAAAGUACCAAUCUAAUACUUAGAAAAUAAAGUGUUCAGCUGGAGUUUUGCUGUAGAGGACCCUCAUACAGGUUACCCCAAGUGCACUUUCUAAUGUUUCUGGGUCCUUAAGAAUCAAGAUAGAAAAUAAUUUUACUCCAUAAACAGACUGUUAACUAUCAGAGCCUUAAUUUUUUUUUUCUUAGAGAUUUGUCUAAUUGCACCUCAGCAAUUAUUCUGCCCUACUAAAUUUGGGGAGGGGCAUGUUUUCUCUGGAAUGGUACAUGUCUUUCAUGUAUCUUUUGAACUAGCAAUUGUCUAUCUUUUAUUUUUUUUUAAGUCAGUAUGGUCUAACACUGGCAAAUUCAAAGCCACAUUAUUUCUCGUCCAAAACUGCAAAUAAUCAAAGAUCUUUGGGUUAAGAAUUAAUGUUUCUGAUUUUGUAUAAAAGCUUCAAAUUAAAAUAGCUACAUUAGAGAAAGAGGAUCUUUCCCCCCAGCACCUAAAGGUGUAUUUAAACUAUCUUGUGUGAUUAACUUAUUUAGAGAUGGUAUAAUUUAAAAUAGGUGAUAUUUAAGGUAGCAUCAGCUAGCUUUUAGGAAAAUCACUUUGUCUAAACUAAGAAUUAUUUUCUAAAAAGGAAUCUGGUCUUAUUUUGUUAGAGAACAAAAUUCUAUUUUUUGCUCAAUUAAGUUUCAAACUUAUUUUCUUGACAGUUAUCUUGAUAACACAGGCACUAGAAAGCUUUACCCCAUUUCCUCAUUAAUUUUUGCAUGAAUAGCAUACAAAUCAGCUUUUAGGUCAAGGAUUUACCAUACUUUUGGGUCUUCUGCUAAUAAGUUCACAUUAGAAUUAGUGCCAGAGUUUUAGGAAUUUCCGGUAUCAUGCAUUGAAAUUUCUUAAAUAAAGCUUCAGAUAUUGCUUUAUUGCUUUUUUUUGUAUUGGUUAAAACUGUACAUUUAAAAUUGCUAUGUUAUUUUCUACAAUAAUUUGUCUAUUUUAAAAUAAAUUAGUUGUUAAGAGUC
This is a messenger RNA of Manis javanica (Malayan pangolin), 4696 nucleotides long. RefSeq names its product RB transcriptional corepressor 1 (gene RB1). Gene Ontology annotation, cellular component: chromatin; nucleus; Rb-E2F complex. The record is from RefSeq and is a predicted model, not a curated record. Gene Ontology annotation, molecular function: RNA polymerase II transcription regulatory region sequence-specific DNA binding. Gene Ontology annotation, biological process: regulation of transcription by RNA polymerase II; cell morphogenesis involved in neuron differentiation; cell differentiation. NCBI's taxonomy places the organism in Eukaryota, Metazoa, Chordata, Mammalia, Pholidota, Manidae.